This is a messenger RNA of Racocetra persica, 856 nucleotides long. The record is from the annotation of a GenBank genome assembly. Lineage: Eukaryota; Fungi; Glomeromycota; Glomeromycetes; Diversisporales; Gigasporaceae.
AUGGUUAGAAAAACAAGAAGUGAUAAAAAAGAUACAAUCUGUAAACGUUGUGGUUAUAAAUGUUCAAUACCCCAAAAACUUUUGUCUAUUCAAGAGAUUAACCAAGAUAAUAAUCAAGAAAAAGUGCAAGUUCAAACUCCCGUAGUUCAUGCCCAAAAAAGAGAUCGUCAAAGAGAAAAGUUACAAGCGGUUAACCAAAUACCAGUAUAUAAGCCAGAACUGCAAAGGGAAGCCCCAACUACACAUGAUAGAGAUUAUAACGGAAAUGAAGUAACUGGUGAAGAACGUAUUUUGCCAACAACAUUAAAAGAUUGUCAGCUUCUAUAUCAUGAUCUAUUACAGGCUAAUAAUGAGGCUUUUGAAAAGGUUCAAAUUGAUUCUGAAGCCGGUCCUGGUUUAGCAAGCCAAGCUAAUAGAGAAAAAGCAAAUAAUGAAGAAUUUAGGCAUUUGAGAAAAAUUACUGAAGAAAAACAAAAAAGAAAUCUAGAAUUUAGGAAGCAAGAAGAAUUAGGCAUGGCACUUAAAAGAAGAGCUAUAGCCGUACAUCGUGCAAAAGUUCCUAAAUCCUAUUCAGAUAAUAGUAGUAAUAUACAAAAAAUGUUAGAGAGUAGAAGGAAGCAGUUUAGAGAAAUACUUGAAAAGGAAUUUGAUAAGCGUGGACAACUUAAAUUCACUCUAUGUUCUCUUACUAAAUUUCUUAUAGAUAAUAAACCUGAAAAUGAAAAACAGGAAAAAAAGAAUUCACGAAUUAACUGGCUUAGAAAUAAGCAAAUUAUAGUUUAUAAUAGAGAUGAAAUAGAUAAUUACUUAAGCAAUGCUUUUGAACAAAUUCUAUACCAAGUGGAGGAGAGAGGAG